This is a messenger RNA of Uncinocarpus reesii 1704, 489 nucleotides long. RefSeq names its product peptidyl-prolyl cis-trans isomerase ppi1. The transcript has 3 exons. Gene Ontology annotation, molecular function: peptidyl-prolyl cis-trans isomerase activity. Gene Ontology annotation, cellular component: catalytic step 2 spliceosome. NCBI's taxonomy places the organism in Eukaryota, Fungi, Ascomycota, Eurotiomycetes, Onygenales, Onygenaceae. Gene Ontology annotation, biological process: protein peptidyl-prolyl isomerization; protein folding. The coding region runs from base 1 to 489 and encodes 162 amino acids. The record is from RefSeq and is a predicted model, not a curated record.
AUGGCGACAGAUGUAGUGAUUGACACUACUAUGGGCUCCAUCACUGUCGAGCUUUACAAUGAUCAUGCGCCCAAGACAUGCAAAAACUUCUCGACUCUCGCACAACGAGGCUAUUACAAUAACGUUAUCUUCCACCGCAUCAUCCCUAAUUUUAUGGUCCAAACUGGCGAUCCAACCGGGACAGGCCGCGGCGGCAGUUCCAUAUACGGCGAGAAAUUCGAAGACGAGAUCCACCCUUCCUUGAAGCAUACAGGUGCAGGUAUUCUGAGUAUGGCGAACAGCGGGCCGAAUACCAACGGAAGUCAGUUUUUUAUCACCCUGGCACCUACGCCCUGGCUCGAUGGGAAACAUACAAUCUUUGGCAGGGUCAAGAGCGGGAUAAGGGUAUUACAGCGGAUGGGGCUUGUGAAGACCGAUACAGAUGACAGGCCAGUGGAUCAGGUCAAGAUUCUGAGGGCGAGAGUAGUCGAGGAAGGGAGUGAAGAAUGA